This is a messenger RNA of Plasmodium knowlesi strain H, 1173 nucleotides long. RefSeq names its product lipoate-protein ligase 2, putative. The transcript has a single exon. The coding region runs from base 1 to 1173 and encodes 390 amino acids. Gene Ontology annotation, cellular component: mitochondrion. Lineage: Eukaryota; Apicomplexa; Aconoidasida; Haemosporida; Plasmodiidae. The record is from RefSeq and is a predicted model, not a curated record.
AUGAGUCGCCUCUCCCGCAUCUGCGGUUUUAGCGGGGUUAGCGCGGUGAAUGCGAUCAGCGAGUUGUUCCGGCCGCAGGCUCCGCACGGUGGAAGGAGAAAAGUCUUGUACUUUUUAAACCUUGGGAAAUUUCAUGUGUACGAGCAGUUGCUCCUAGAGGAGUGUCUCUAUCGAAUGAGUAGCCUUCUCAGCCAGGGCCAAAACAACGUCGGCUUUGUUCUCAUCAAUGAUACAUAUUCCAGUGCGAAGGAGCAACAAGGCAAAGAUGGAUUAACUUCAUCAGAGAACAAGUGUGUGGUUUUUGGCAUCAGUGGGAAAGUAUCAAAUUUUAUAAAGGAUGUUAACUACAUUGGUAAAAAUAAUAUUGCACUCAUUAGGAGAUACACAGGAGGGGGCACGGUGUACAUUAACAACAAUUGUCUUAUGUUCAGCUUAAUACUGCCAUUACAUUUUGCAGAGGAAAGGCAGUUGUAUCCUUGCAACGUGACAGAAUGGGUUUUCAAUUCAUUUUAUCAUCCCGUCUUUAACUCUCCAUCUGGGGAGGAAGAAAAGGAAGAAGAAGAAAAAAAAAAAAAAAAAAAAAAAAAUUCCAACAAAUUCUACCAUCACGAAAACGAUUAUGUACAUCACUCUUACGAUCAUGUGAAAGAUGAAAUUAUUAUGAGAAAGGUUGGAGGAAACGCACAAGCCUUUUCUAAAAAUUAUUUUGUCCACCAUACAUCCUUCCUGUGGUCAUGUGAUUACGAUGAAAUGGAAAGAGUUAUUGUUAACCCUUCGAAGCAACCUCAAUACAGAAAUAAAAGAAAUCACAGAGACUUUUUAACCUCCAUGGAGGAAUGCCUACCUGGUCGUGGAAACACCCCAAUGGGGCUCAUUGGAAAAUUCGUCUCAAACAUACGAAGGUUAAUUAAUCAACGGAAUGAUAAAAAUAAUUACUCCUUAUGGCAGUUUAAUGAAAUCCAUUUGGGUAUCCAUGGGAAUUCUCCAAUUGCUGAAGGUGCUCAGAUCUUUGAUCAAGUACACACGGUGGAUGUAGACAUUUGGAAGAAGCUUUUCCGUUCCUUCAGUAGCAGCGAGGAGACGAAGAAUCUUCGGUCGACGCGUUUGUUGGAUCCCCUUGGGAAGGUGAUAUCCGACGAUGCCUUCUGCGAGCCCUCCUUCAUUUUGCGGUGA